Molecule: messenger RNA, 1773 nt
Organism: Sorex araneus (European shrew)
Lineage: Eukaryota; Metazoa; Chordata; Mammalia; Eulipotyphla; Soricidae
Gene: PKDCC
Product: protein kinase domain containing, cytoplasmic
Exons: 7
Coding region: 40-1368 (442 amino acids)
Biological process (GO): protein phosphorylation
Molecular function (GO): ATP binding; non-membrane spanning protein tyrosine kinase activity
Source: RefSeq, a predicted model, not a curated record
GUGUCCGGCCGCCCGCGCGGCGUGCGGGCCGGGGUGGCGAUGCGGCGCCGGCGGGCGGCCGCGGCGGGCGUGCUGGCCGCCUUCCUGCUGGGCUCCGUGCUGGCCGCGCUGCUGGCCCCCGGCUCCGAGCCGGCCCCGGGCCCCGCCGAGCUGGCGCGCCGCAUCCGCGCGCGCUACGACGAGGUGCAGCGCUUCGCGCGCGGCCGGCCCGAGCGGCGCCGCCUCAUGGACCUGGCGCUGGCCCCGGCCGGACACGCGGGCCCCGGGCCGCGCCUGGGCUGCGCCGCGCUGCGCAACGUGUCGGGCGCGCAGUACGUGGGCUCGGGCUACACCAAGGCCGUGUACCGCGCGCGCCUGCCCGGCGGCGCCGCCGUGGCGCUCAAGGCGGUGGACUUCGGCGGCCACGACCUGGGCAGCUGCGUGCGCGAGUUCGGGGCCCGGCGGGGCUGCUACCGGCUCGCGGCCCACAAGCUGCUCAAGGAGAUGGUGCUGCUGCAGCGGCUGCGCCACCCCAACGUGCUGCAGCUCUACGGCUACUGCUACCAGGACAGCGAGGACAUCCCCAACACCCUGACCACCAUCACGGAGCUGGGCGCCCCCGUGGAGAUGAUCCAGCUGCUGCAGGCCGCCUGGGAGGACCGCUUCCGGGUCUGCCUGAGCCUGGGCCGCCUGCUCUACCACCUGGCGCACUCCCCGCUGGGCUCCGUCACGCUGCUGGACUUCCGGCCACGGCAGUUCGUGCUGGUGGACGGGGAGCUCAAGGUCACGGACCUGGACGACGCGCGCGUGGACGAGACGCCGUGCGCCAGCAGCGCCGACUGCACGCUCGAGUUCCCUGCCAGGAACUUCAGCCUGGCCUGCUCGGCCCAGGGCCGCUGCCAGGGCAUGAACGAGAAGCGGAACCUCUACAACGCCUACAGGUUCUUCUUCACGUACCUCCUGCCGCACAGCGCCCCGCCCGCUCUGCGGCCCCUGCUGGACAGGAUCGUGAACGCCACAGGAGAGCUGGCCUGGGGGGCGGCCGAGACGCUGGCGCAGCUGGAGACGGUGCUGCACCUCUACCGCAGUGGCCAGUACCUGCAGGACAGCGCCCAGCCCCGGGCCAGCGAGUACCGGCGCCUGGACGGCAGGGCGGUCCCCGGGGAGGACUACCGCUGCUGGCCCUCCUACCGCCACGACGGCUGCCUCCUGUCCGUGUUCGACGUGGCCGAGGCCACACGCGUCUGUGACGGCCAUGCCCAGUGCCGGGCCUUCGUGCUCACCAACCAGACGACCUGGACAGGCCGGCAGCUGGUGUUCUUCAAGACGGGAUGGAAUCACGUGGUGCCCGACGCCAACAAGACCACAUACGUGCGGGCCUCUGGCUGACCCGGGCACCCAGGCAGCAGGCUGGUGGCCUGCGGACACCCUGGGCGUUCGAGGGGCCCAGACAAGGUGCAAUAAGCCGAUGUGAAAUGUGAGUCGCUCCAGGCGGGCAGGCCAGACGCCACCCGGGGGCAUCACGCCGCCCAGGGCUGCCCGCCUCAGGCCCCGCCCGCCCUGCGGAGCUGCUCCCGCUUGCGGGGCCCCUGGCCAGCGCAUGGACGGGGACUGGGCCGGCGGGCGGAGGCGUGACUGAGCCGAGAGCCGGGCGGCCUGCUGGCCCAUUUGCUUUCAGUGAAAGCCACGCGGCCGUGCCCAGGCUGUACCCAGAGCUUUUGUACUUCCUGUUCGUUAAAUGUUUAUUUUUGUAAAAAAAGAAAACAUCCGUGAAUAAAGACGCUUCAUGCAGGA